UAUAUAUAUAUAUAUAUAUAUAUAUAUAUAUGUGUACAAAAAAAUGACAGUUUUUCAACAAUUUUAAACAAAAAUGAAAACAAAAUUUCAACAAAAUUUUAUUUUUUAGGCAAAGCUCAUGCUUGUAAAUUUUAUGGUUGUGGUCGCAACGAUAGGUUUAAUUAUUUGGUUAUGAGUUUACAAGGUAAAAAUUUGGCUGAUCUUCGACGAGAAUCUCCAAAACAGUCAUUCUCUGUAUCAACGGCAAUUCGCCUAGGACUUCAAAUACUAAACGCUAUACAUGAAAUUCAUUCUAUUGGUUUUCUUCAUCGCGACAUUAAACCGUCUAAUUUUGCUAUGGGUAGAACACUUUCAACAAUGAAGAAUGUCUAUAUGCUCGAUUUUGGUCUAGCUCGUCAGUAUCUGAACGCUAAAAAUGAAAUUAGAAGCCCAAGAAGUGCCGCUGGUUUUAGGGGGACAGUUCGAUACGCUGCAGUAUCUGCACAUCGAAAUAAGGAAAUGGGUAGGCAAGACGAUUUAUGGUCGUUAUUCUAUAUGCUCGUCGAAUUUUUGCAAGGUUCUUUGCCAUGGCGAAGGAUAAAGGACAAGGAUGAGGUUGGACGCAUGAAAGAAGAAAUUAAUUUUGAUCGUUUAUUGGAAGGCUGUCCGAGAGAACUUCAUGAUUUUGCUGCUCAUCUUCAAACUCUCGGAUAUCCAGACGAACCAAACUAUGAAUUCCUAGAAAACUCAUUGAAAAGCAUUCUCGUCAGGCAUAAUAUUACUUUCACCGACCUCUACGAUUGGGAACUUGGUUAUGAAAACUUAGGUGUAAGGGUGAAACAAAAUGGUAGGUUAAAAAAAUUAUUCGCUUACAGAAUACCAGCUUAUUUAUUGAUUUUCAGAGGUCUGGAAACUCAAGCACCACUUACUAUGGGAGAAGAUGAUGACGAGCACACAGGAAUUCAUGGAAAGUGCACUCCCGUCGUAUACGAUAAAGAACAUCAGGAAAAACCGAAAUAUAAACGGCAGGAAUUUAUGAGACCAAAGUAUGGAGCCGUUAGCUUCGACGUUAUUGAUGCUGUUAAUGCUCGUUUGGCUGCAGCUAGUGGAAACACAGAUAUCUUUGCUAAUAUGCGAGUGGAGACCUCUCUCGAAAAUGUCAAAAAAGACGAAAAGUGUGGCGAUGUUGAAGUUAGUUCACUGUUUCCCAAUUAUCUGAUCAUUAAAACCCCUUUCAACUACAUCAUGGCACAGAUUUCAAACGGAAAACGGUAUGGCAGAAAACUAAAUUAUUUAAAUACGUCUGUAGAAGGAACGUAUGCUCAGGCAGAUGAUGACGCAUGUGGCAGUUCACAUCUGAAGGCACAAACGAUCGUCAGUCGCUGGCACAGUUAG
Molecule: messenger RNA, 1374 nt
Organism: Enterobius vermicularis (human pinworm)
Lineage: Eukaryota; Metazoa; Nematoda; Chromadorea; Rhabditida; Oxyuridae
Source: the annotation of a GenBank genome assembly